UCAAGAGCUUAAGUCAAAAGACAUUUUUUUUUCUCCUUCGAAACUUUUUUUUUUCUCCUUCGGCUAUUACGCACGUCGUCGAUCUUCUCUUUACGCUAUGGCCUCUUCCGACUCUCCUUCUAGCUCUGCCGGUCUCCCGAGCGACACGGUCACGAUCUUUGACUCCGACAAUCCGAGCUCGACGUUGAUUAACGUCAAUGUUUCGAAUGUUUCGAAACUCACGGCCAUGAACUACUUGACAUGGAGUAUUCAACUUCGUGCCUUACUCCAAGGAUACAAUCUCGAAGACUUCCUCGAUGCGGCCAAAGUGCCGGCUACCACUAUCAUCACCAACAAUGUACUAUCUCCUAACCCGACCUAUAAGUCGUGGUUUCGUCAGGACCGUCUUGUUUUCUCGGCUCUCCUCGGUGCGAUCUCAAGUCCCUGUCAAGCUCUCAUAGUAUCGACCACCUCUGCCGCAGAUGCAUGGGCUACUCUAGCCCAAACUUAUGGCCGAUCUAGCCGUGGCCACAUCAAACAACUCAAAGACCAGAUGCGGCGCCAUACAAAAGGCACCAAAACCGUCAAUGACUACAUGAACUUCUUCAAGAUUAAAGCGGACGAGCUUGCACUUCUCGGCAAACCUAUGGAUCAUGAGGAUCUCAUUGAUCUAAUUCUCGCUGGCCUCGGUGAUGAGUACAAGACUAUCAAAGACGUCGUACAUGCUCGAGACACUCCGAUCUCAUUUGUCGAGUUACAUGAGAAACUGUUGAGUCUUGAUGUCGACCUUGCUGCCAUACAUCUCUCAGAUCCUCCUAUUUCGGCUUAUGCAACACAACAUACCUCUCGAUCUUGGCGCCCUCCCACUGGUUUUGGUCCCCAACCUUCAUCAAUGCCCCGACCUUCUCUUGCUCAGGGUUCUCGCUCAACUCAAUCCCGAUCUCAACCAUGGCGUACACAGUCUCGAGGAUACCUCGGAAAAUGCCAACUCUGCGGUGUUCAAGGGCAUAGUGCCCGAACAUGCCGCCUGCUUCCUCCUUCGGUUGCCCGCUCUCCUGCCGACUCCAGUCCACCUCAUACCACUGGUCCUUGGAAACCAUUGGCUCAGACUGCAACUGUCUCCCCCUCUCAACCAUCAUCUUGGUUGCUCGACUCGGGAGCCUCACAUCAUGUCACUACCGACCUUGCUAAUUUAUCUCUCCAUUCACCCUACCAAGGAGGAGAUGAAGUUAUCAUUGGCAACGGCUCCGGACUUGCCAUAACACACACUGGUGAAGGAUCUCAACACGGGGGCACCGCUGUUAACCGGGCCCCUUAAUGGCGGUGUGUAUGAAUGGCCGACUAUCCAUUCCUCGUCUGUAU
Molecule: messenger RNA, 1341 nt
Organism: Tarenaya hassleriana
Lineage: Eukaryota; Viridiplantae; Streptophyta; Magnoliopsida; Brassicales; Cleomaceae
Exons: 2
Coding region: 98-1297 (399 amino acids)
Source: RefSeq, a predicted model, not a curated record